This is a messenger RNA of Darwinula stevensoni, 2532 nucleotides long. NCBI's taxonomy places the organism in Eukaryota, Metazoa, Arthropoda, Ostracoda, Podocopida, Darwinulidae. The record is from the annotation of a GenBank genome assembly.
AUGCCGAUUCCUCGGGGGAUUCGCGCCUUCCUGACUCCAGUUUUAAUUCCGUGUCUCUUCUGGGCUGGGUUGUCUUCAAAGCUCAACGUCUACCAUGCCGUAUACCAAGGACAACGGUAUGGGAACGUGUCUCUGGAGUUGAAGGUGGAGAACUUCGAGGAAUGUCACUUGAAAUGCGUGAUGAUAAAACAGUCCCAGGCUUGCUACGCUUUNUGGAGGAGAGCGGCUGCUCCCGGCAGCGUAGAUAUGGGUGAUGUUCGUGAAGCUGCAAGUGGAGACUUCCUGAGGAAGAACCGGAGUAGAAGCAUGCCGAUUCCUCGGGGGAUUCGCGCCUUCCUGACUCCAGUUUUAAUUCCGUGUCUCUUCUGGGCUGGGUUGUCUUCAAAGCUCAACGUCUACCAUGCCGUAUACCAAGGACAACGGUAUGGGAACGUGUCUCUGGAGUUGAAGGUGGAGAACUUCGAGGAAUGUCACUUGAAAUGCGUGAUGAUAAAACAGUCCCAGGCUUGCUACGCUUUCAACUACAAUGAGAAGGAUGGAUCCUGCCAGCUGAUUGACAACGGAAAGAGCCAUCUCGUUCCCUCAAAUGAGUAUCAGGCUUACGUUCAAUUUCUUUGCUUGACGGACUACCCGAGGAUCGAGAACGCAGAAGAAUCCUUCGACGGUUGGACGGGUAAGCACCCGGCCCCACGUGGUGGAGUGGUGAACUUCUCGUGCAAGCACCCGCGGGGGUUCAGGGAUGGGCGGAAGGAGCACCAGGCCACCUGCUCGUCCUAUGUAGCUGAUGCCUGGUGCGCGACGUUCAUCGAAAAGGAAAAGGAUCUCUGUCCUCCGCCGCAAUCCUGCGUGACUGAGUACCCCAGCAUAGAAAACGCCACCGUGACAUACAACAGAUGGGACGGGAAAUACCCAGCACCACCUGGUUCCCGCGUCAUCUAUGCCUGCCCUAAAUGCUCAUGGUUCGAUGACGGGUCGGACAUCCACAAUGCCACCUGUUCCUUUCGUAUCGAAGACGCCUGGGACAGCUCCUUUCACGACCGGCAUGUUCGAUGCCAAGUGGAUCCCGAAUGCCGACUGACGUACAGCGGGAUAGAGUACAAGGGGACGGUGAACGUGACAAAGACAGGGAAACGAUGCCUAACUUGGAAUUCCGCUGAGGUGAAGACGUACAUAGAAAUGGACAGACAGAGAUAUGAUAACAUUUGGGAUAUACCCACCGAAAUGAACUUUUGUCGGAAUCCGGAUUUCUACGAGAUGCCCUGGUGUUACGUCGGUGACAACGGCUUGAGGGAGCUUUGUCGGAUCCCCCUUUGUGACGAUCGAAAACAUUCAUUCACUAGUAGCCUCAUGGCCGACCACAACUACUGUGGGAACCCCGGAUCAAAUUCUCAAGGUCCAUGGUGCUUCAUCGAAUGGAGCAAUAUGUUGGGGAAGGAUAAUCUUUCUGUGAUUCCGGAGUCAUGCUUUUUGCCGGGAACUGACUGGGACAGUGUCAUGAAUAGAGAGUACAUCAGCGAAUUCAUUUCAAAGCAGGACCUCAAUUAUUGCCGCAAUCCAACGUCGGCGGAGCAGCCAUGGUGCUUUGUUGAUUCAACACCUUCAGUAGAAUUCGAUUAUUGGGAUUUUUGCGACAUCCCAUUCUGCCCCGGCCGCAAAGAACCCGUGGAAUGCAGAUUGACUGAAGAGGGAUGGGAGUAUGCAGGAUUCAAGAACGUGGAUGCAAGUGGCAGGAAGUGUAAGCCCUGGUUGACGUCCAACGCCAAGCGAUUUCAACUCCUCAACUUCCUCGCAUUCCCUGACGAAAGCAUGGACUAUAGCUUCAACUACUGUCGCAAUCCUGACCCUAGCAAUGGAAGUCUCUGGUGCUUCACUGAAGAAGAAGAAACUUUGAAAGGACGGAGUCGGUGCAAUGUCUCAUUCUGCUACGAAGUGUAUGAGCGUUCCGCUCUGGAAGGUAAACCGGCGCAAGGAUACCCGGAAUGUUUGCAGACCAAUAUGGGAAAGGAAUACGUGGGGACGACGAGGAAGACGAUAUCUGGGAAGCCCUGCCUCCGAUGGGACACUCAGCCCUAUGGAAAGCUUGAGGAUUUCGACCCGAAAUUAUCCUACGAUGAUCAUUUCCGAUUUGGCGAUGCCUCAUCGCAUCAAGACUUCUGCAGGAACCCGACAUUGAAGAAUCAACCCUGGUGCUUCGUCGCCGAUCCAGACAUGAAAUGGGAAUUCUGCAAUAUCCUCCUCUGCCCAAACUACCCCGACAAGACGGAAUGCAAAUGGACCCACAAGGGAGAGGAAUACGCAGGGACUCUCAACGUGACGGUGUCCGGGCGUCCGUGUCUGCCUUGGAGCGACUCCGGAUUACUGGAACAAUUUUGGCCGAGGUUCCCAGAAGACGUGGGGAGCGAGGAUCACAACUUUUGUCGCAAUCCAACAGGGAGAAAAGACCUGGCCUAUUGCUUUGUUGGUUUCAACGAAACCGAAAAGACCUUCGAAGCCUGUGACAUUCCUUUCUGCCCCUUCCACUUCCUCCACUAA